AUGGAGGCCUUUGUGCACACGGCCACGGGGGAGGUGGUGGUCACGGAGGUGGACCCGCUGCCAGACCUGUCGCUGGGGGGGCUGCUGAUGAAGCAGGCUGCUGCGGGGGUGCCCCAACCCCUCACCCCGGCCCAGGUCUGGCGGGAGGUGGUUUGCGCCGCGCAGCAGGGCGGCGGGGGGGCGGGGGGCGCGGGCAGCGCGACCCAGGGCGAGGCCGACUACGGCUUCUUCGACGUGGCCGACAUGGCAGACGACGACCUCCUGUCCAUCGAUGCGGCUGCCCAGGCCCAGCAACCCGUCCAGCAGCGGCAGGGCGCCGGGCAGACCUGGGAGGACGAGGGCCCCUCGUGGCAGGACCCGUCGGAGUUUGGGGCAGAAGCCUUCCUGUGA
Auxenochlorella protothecoides is the source of this 390-nucleotide messenger RNA. RefSeq lists its product as hypothetical. Bases 1 to 390 code for a protein of 129 amino acids. The record is from RefSeq and is a predicted model, not a curated record. NCBI's taxonomy places the organism in Eukaryota, Viridiplantae, Chlorophyta, Trebouxiophyceae, Chlorellales, Chlorellaceae. The transcript is spliced from 2 exons.